AUGCCAAGUCUGGCACUGAACACAGAAGACAUAGAAGAACCUGUGGUUGUGGUCAUUCCAUCUUUUACAUUGAGAGGGUAUGGUACAGACACACACCACGAGUUUGAAGUGAAGAUCCGAGUGCUGGAAGAAGAGACAUGGAGUGUGUUUCGUCGCUACAGAAGAUUCAGAGAGAUGCAUGAGCAUCUGAAGAAAAAAUACCCAGAGGUGGCAGCUUUGCAAUUCCCUCCCAAGAAGUGGUUUGGAAACAGAACAGAAAAAGUUGUAAAGGAAAGACAAAAUCAGCUGCAGGAAUAUGUUCAGAAUGUGCUGAGGGUUUGCAGGAAGAACCCAGAUUGCCCCCUGCAUCCAAACAAAAGCAAAUAUCUUUCUAAGCAGACACUAUUUGAAUUUUCACUCUUUUUUAAGAAAGGAGUAUUCGAGUCUUCAAAACAUGGUACAGGAUAG
Messenger RNA from Lingula anatina, 447 nucleotides. Its product is annotated as kinesin-like protein KIF16B. The record is from RefSeq and is a predicted model, not a curated record. Lineage: Eukaryota; Metazoa; Brachiopoda; Lingulata; Lingulida; Lingulidae. Gene Ontology annotation, molecular function: phosphatidylinositol binding; microtubule motor activity; ATP binding. Gene Ontology annotation, biological process: microtubule-based movement.